Molecule: messenger RNA, 4440 nt
Organism: Leptidea sinapis
Lineage: Eukaryota; Metazoa; Arthropoda; Insecta; Lepidoptera; Pieridae
Gene: Cc2d2a
Product: coiled-coil and C2 domain-containing protein 2A
Exons: 11
Coding region: 337-4419 (1360 amino acids)
Biological process (GO): protein localization to ciliary transition zone; non-motile cilium assembly
Cellular component (GO): ciliary transition zone
Source: RefSeq, a predicted model, not a curated record
ACAUGAACAAGGUUAGGUAAAAAGUUGAGUUAGGCUAAAUUAUUGCCGUACCUACGUACGCUACACGUACAAUAACUUAAUGUUUUAUUAUAUAAGCGUACAAUAGCAAAAAUAUGGUAUCCUAUGUGAAUUAUCAAUUAAAUAAAGUGUGUAAAAAUAUAAUUUAAUUUAAGAAAUUGAUGAACAUAAAUCGUUAUCUGAAAAUGAUUGCCAUGGCAAUUAAGUACGGAGGAAUACAAACAAAACUAAAUUAUUUUGUAAAUGUUAGUUAUUAGCCCUUUCUUAGAUAUUGUGCUGUGAAUUAUAAAUAUAAUGCUUAGCGAUUCCAAAUAAAAGAUGUCAGAAAUUAUAGAACUACAUUCUUAUGGUGACAUAGCGGCGGCUACGAAUUCCGAUGAGUAUCAAGAAAUUGAUAUUUCUAAAGGAAACAAUGUUAAUCCGAAAAUCAUUAUCGACGAUCAUUCAGAAAGAGAUUUUUUCAUAAAAAUGGAUGCAAAUUCUUUAAAAAAGCCUCGGGUAAAACACAAAAUAUCAAAGAAAGGGACUUCAAAUAUUAUGGACUUCAUAACUUCUGAAAUAAUAUCGAAUUCUGAUAUUUUGGAGAAAAACAUUGUAAAUAUUGAAGAAUUGGAUGAGGAGGAAAAGUCCUACCUACAGAAGUCGUCGAGAGCAUUAUCGAUGUUGCCAGUUAAGCGUCGUUUUAUAGAUCUUGAAUAUGGUUCCAAGAGAUACGAAAUAAAUCCUACACUGUCUGGUGUUAAUGUAAAUACUGACUCUCAGAAGCAUUCUCUUGCUGAGUACACCGAGCCUCGCUAUUUCGAUGAUAUUGUUAUUGACUACGACAUUUGCGAAACAAGACGGAAAUCAAAAUACUUGGACCUCUCUAUAAAAUAUUUGAAAUUUACACAUCACCAUAACUUUUCUCUUGAGGAGCUUUUGGUAUCUAAAUUAGAAGAAUUAUAUUCAGAAUAUAUUCAGAUAGCAGAGUCUCUUAAAGACUUAUUACUCAACAUAGAAGUGGCUCGAAGAACUAGGGAUAGCUUGAAACAGAAAUUCCUAAAAAUAAGUCCUAAGAAGAAAGACAACACCAAAUACGAUCCUAUUAUACAAAAAUAUACAAAGUCCUUAUUGGAUAACAAAGAUAAUUAUUUUAAAAAGUUGAAAGAGAAACGAAAAUUAUCAAAUAGUAUUUCUUCUAUAUGGUCAGAUAUAAGUUUGGUAAGAGAUAAAUUCAAAAACGUGCAAACACCGCAUGUAUUAAAAAUAGAUAAUAUUUCACUAAAUGAUCAAGAGAUAUCAAACAAAUGGAACGAUUUAUUUGAGUUGGAGUACUCAGAUAUCCUCACCAAAUUGGAGUAUGACUAUGUUAAAAAAUAUAUUGAGUAUACAUCGCAAUAUACCCAAACUGAAAAGGAAAGGAGUAAAGUUAGAAAACCCAAAAUUCAAAUAAAUCCUGAAGAAAUUAAAGAAAAAGCCCAGGAAACCGUUAAUUUCAUAUUAGCGUGUGAAACUAAUAUGACACUGCACUAUGAUGAAACGAUUCUUAGGAAUAUACUUAAAAACAAACAUAAAGAUUCCAAAAAAAAUUACUUUAAAGUAUACGUUGAUAACUUCUUCGUGUGUAUCAGUGACGUUUUUGCAAUUGAUAACUAUUGUAAAAAGAAAUUGUUGGAGUCUUUGACCAUUCAGAUAUUGCCAACAAAUAAUAUCCUAUAUAUUAUAUUAUAUGAAAACAACGAAGAAGUGUCAUCAUGCUCAAUCGAUUUAUUAAAUAGGAAGAAAAACAAAAUAGACUUAAUGAAACAUACCCUGAUUUAUGACAAAGUUAUAACACCCGAGCUAGGAAGUGUAGGAAGUGGCUAUACAAUAAAAGAUAUUUUGGCAGUUAAUAAAAUCCGACUAAAAAGUAGUAAUACGUUUGAAGGAAAACUAUUCACGACCUGUAAUGUUCUCAUAAAAGUUAUUUGGAAUGAUAAUUUAAAUGAAAAUCAAAAUGAUUGUAUUAAAGAGCAAAUUAAUACAAAAAUACAUAUUGAACGAAUUAUGCACGGAGUUGAAGAAGGUAAUUUAAACAGUCUUCUCAGAAUUAUAAGUGAUUUGUAUGAUUAUGAAGUAAGUGAUAAUAAUGUAAUCAAUUCAGUGAAGGAAAUUUCAAAAACGAAGCUGGAAUACGAAGAAAUUUUUUCUAUCGAAGAAUGUGCAGAAUUUAUUCGCUACAAAUUGUUACUUUUACGAAAUAGCGGAGCAAAUACAAAUUUAAAGAAUCAAGCUAUUCCCCUAUUUUCAAGUCAAGUAUCAACUGAACAAUUAAAUUGUUUACAAGCAACAGAGACGACUGAAGACGUUGAAUAUAUGAAAAGAAAAAUUGAUGAAAUGGAUCCAAUAGAUACACAAAGAUAUAUAGGCAUUCAGUUUAUUAACAAGCUUAAUGAAAAAAUAUCUAAGGAAUUAAACGAACGUUUGUCAAGCAAGACACAUAAAGAUGUAGUUAAGGAUUUUAAAGACUUAAGCCUAAGGAGUAUUUUUACGUUUACGCCAAAAAUGGUAUUAGCUGAACCAUCUGGUGCAGUGUUGAAGCAUCAGAUGGAAGAGCGGCUCGCGACCGAGCAGGACAUCUACGUGACAGUGCUGCGUGCCUUUAACCUGUAUGAGCGUGGUGCUCUAGCUGACGACGAGCUCCUGGAAAACGACGCUGACAACGACAUAGCAGGUUUUAGAAUGAGAACAUUGAGGCCUUUCGUGAGGAUAAGUUACAAAGACGCGUCGGUUCAGAGCCCAACGGCCGUGGGUUCUCAUCCAACGUGGAACUUUACCGUCAGAAUGAACACCAAGCUGAAGCCACUGUGCUCACUGCACGUGAAUAUAUACGACGAGCACAAAGUUAGCGUGACUGAAGAAGACACCGAAAGACAAACAUUCGUGUAUAGAAGCUGCAACAGGUGGCUGGGCACACUGUCAGUUCCAAUACACGCGGUGCUUGCCAAUGGCGCGUUACGUGGAACAUUCAAAGUAACAACGCCACCGCAAAUAUUAGGAUAUGAAUCGAGUUCUACAGAAACCUCAUCGAUUAUUCCUGAAAUCAAGCGUCUCAUGAGAAAAGACAGCGCGUUUCUGACUUUGGAGAUCAAGACAUCUCUCUCGGAAUACGGAGGCUGUCAGAUCUACCAACAGCCAUUUCUAGAAUCUGAUCAUGUGAUAAAACAUCUGAACAGUUUUGUCACUGAAUUUAUGAAUGACUUUCCUAAUAGAAACAUAUCUUUGACGUUUGUCGAUAGCUCAGGUAGAAAUAAAUGUGUCACAGAAUUCAUUCAGUCAAUAAGUUUGCCUGGCUCAGAAAACUUUCCACGUGAUCCACAAAGAAUUAGAACAUCGUCAAGAAGUUCUAUUGUAUCUAAGAAUUCUCAGAAAAGAUUUGCUGACGUUGAUUCCAGAGACACUGAAGACAAGGAGAUAACUCUAGAGGAACUUAUGAAUUUUGCACUAAGAUACGUAGCAUUGAUACCUACCUACGAAUUGGUGGACUCUCAUGUUGUCACACUGAAAGGAGUUGAAUUACUCAAAGUUGUAUUCGGCUCUCCGUUGGAUCAUAGCCUACUGCUUGCUAGUUACUUUGUACACUUAGGCAUCAGAGCCUGGGUGGUCAUUGGCUUUAGUUUGCCUCGAGGCAUAAGCAGCUAUGUUCUGGUGAAAUACCGAAAUAAUCACGUGAUAAUGUCGGGUGAAGACGAGUGCGGUGGCGGCUGGUUCAGCAGGAGGGAUGACGUAAGCUUGGCUGUCUUUGACGCGGUCAGCGGCGAACGUCACGAUGUGAGGGAUGUGGGAUGUCCACUGAAGACUGUUCAUUUCGCGUUUGAUUGUGAAAAUAUCUGGGUUAACCAGCAGACGUCGUUGAACUGUGAACACGUUUCGUUCGAAUUUCACAAAUCGUCGCACUGGCGAUCGGUGUUUAAUAAAUCCGUGUUCGUCGUCAAAGAACCUGCCGUGUCCUACGCGUACAGCAGUGCAGUCGACGUGGACAGUCUGAGGACACAUUUGGAAGAGCGGAUCAAGGACAAAGUGCAGAAAUGGCGAUGGAACGUUAAGACUAUUUGGAAUAGAUAUUUAAGUGGGCUUCUGCGGGAAACUCUGCCAAGCUGGGAGUGUUGGAGCUUCCAUCCUAGGGAAGAGAAGCCGACUCCGGGACAACGACUGAAACACCUGAUGACGACCUACAAGAUUUUCGGUUUUCCAUUGAACAUGGCGUACGUGAACACACGCGCUGUGGUGUCCCGAGUGAAGGCCUGCUUGGCGGGCGCGGUGGGGGGCGUAACCGGUGGCGCGGAGCUCGCGCUCGCGGUCGAGGUGUUCUCGUACCCCAACCACGUGGUCAGCGUGUGGGUCUAUCUGGCUGAGGCCACGCUAUCCACACAAACAAUAUAGUCAUUGACAGUUUAUGCAAAA